Maudiozyma saulgeensis is the source of this 2913-nucleotide messenger RNA. The record is from the annotation of a GenBank genome assembly. NCBI's taxonomy places the organism in Eukaryota, Fungi, Ascomycota, Saccharomycetes, Saccharomycetales, Saccharomycetaceae.
AUGUCUGCAGAUACUAGUUCUUCAACUUCUGCAUUCGUUUCAACACUGAUAUUUAAUAGUAUCAUUGGUGGUAUCUUCUUAUUAGGCUUUCUUCUUUUAAGACAACGUUAUAAACGUGUUUAUGAGCCACGUACUUUAGAUGAUAUAAGAACUUUAUUUGAUGAAGAUAGAACAGACCCUGUCCCGUCUGGAUUUUUUCAUUGGUUACCGUUCUUAUUAAGAAAACCUCAUUCUUUUAUUAUUCAACAUGCUGGUAUUGAUGGUUAUUUUUAUUUAAGAUAUCUUGGAGUAUUUGCUGCUUUUUCUUUUCUUGCAGCAAUUAUUCUUUUCCCAAUUUUACUACCUGUUAAUAUUACUAACGGUAAUCAUUUAAAAGGUUUUGAAGUUAUGUCCUUUGCAAAUGUUAAAAAUAAAAAUAGAUUUUAUGCUCAUGUCUUUUUAUCAUGGUUAGUAUUUGGUUUAUUACUAUUUAUAAUUUAUAAAGAAUUAUAUUACUACAUUUUAGUUAGACAUGCAGCUAUGACUACACCACUUUAUGAUGGUUUAUUAUCAUCUCAUACUGUUAUUGUAACAGAAUUAAAUGAAUCUUUAAUGCAAGAAGGUGAAUUUGAAAGAUUAUAUCCAUCGUUAAAAUUUAUUAAUUAUUCUUAUAAUCUUAAAGAUUUAAAUAAUUUAGUUGAUGAAAGAGGUAAGAAUGUCACAAAAUUAGAAUCCGCAGUUAAUAGUUGCAUUAAUAAAUCAACAAAAAAAUAUUUAAAAGGAAAAUAUUCAAAGGAGAAACCUGAAGAUAAUUUAGAUACUUAUAUUCCUUUUGAAAAAAGACCAAAACAUCGUCUUGGGAAAUGGUUUCUUCCACCUUUAGAAAAAUGGUUUGGCAGGAAAAAAGUUCAAACUAUUACUUAUUGUAGCGAACAUAUUACAGAACUUAAUGAAAAAAUUCAUCCUUUACAACAGCAUUGGAAACAAAAUGAAAAAUUUCCUUCAAUUUUUAUUCAAUUUAAUUCACAAUUAGAAGCACAAAAAUGUUAUCAAUCACUUGAAGGUGUUGUUGGUAAAAAGAAUUUUGGUAAAAAAUUUAUUGGUUCAACUCCAAAGGAUAUUAAUUGGCCAAACAUGAGUAUGACAACAAAAGAACGUAAAAUUAAAAGAUUUUUAGCAAAUACAUUCUUAACGUUAUUAAUUAUUUUUUGGGCUAUUCCUGUGGCUGUUGUUGGUUGUAUUUCAAAUAUUAAUUUUUUAACUCAAAAAGUUCCAUUUUUAAAAUUCAUUAAUAAUUUACCAAAUGUUUUAAUGGGUUUAAUUACAGGUAUUUUACCAACUGUUGCAUUAGCUGUAUUAAUGUCAUUAGUAGCACCAAUUAUUACAAAAAUUGGGAAUAUCUCAGGUGCAAUAACUUUUGAAGAAACCUCAAUAUUUGUUCAAAAAUGGUACUAUGCAUUCCAAGUAGUGGAUGUAUUUAUUGUGGUAACAUUAGCUUCUUCAGCUUCAGCAACUGUUCAAGCAAUUAUUGAUGAUCCAUCUUCUGCAAUGACGCUCUUAGCUGCAAAUUUACCUAAAGCAUCGAAUUUCUAUAUUGUUUAUUUCUUAUUAUUGGGUUUAACAACACCAUCUGGUAAUUUAUUACAAAUUGUUACAUUAAUUCUUUCAAAAAUUUUACAUCUAUUUGAUAGUACACCUCGUGCUAAAUGGAAAAGAUAUAACGUUUUAUCUGAACCAAAUUAUGGUGUAUUAUAUCCAUCAAUUCAAAUUUUAACUGUAAUCAUGAUUUCAUACACUAUUAUUGCACCAAUAAUCUUAAUAUUUACAACUUUAGCUUUGAUUACAACAUAUAUUGCUAAUCUUUAUAAUUUGGUCUAUGUGAUAAUCCCACCAAAGCAUGAUUUAAUGGGUAAAAAUUAUCCAUAUGCAAUCUUUCAAGUCUUUGUCGCUUUAUAUCUUGCUGAAAUAUGUUUAAUUGGUUUAUUCAUUAUGGCUAAAGCCUGGGGUCCAUUAGUUUUAGAAUGUUUCUUCCUAGUAGUAACUGCAUUAGCAAAUAUUUAUUUCAAACGGAUAUUCUUACCUGUAUUAAAUAUCGUUCCUUUAAGUGCAAUCAGAUAUGCACGUGGCCAACCUAAUAGUGUAUAUCCUUAUAAAGAUUUAGGACUUCAAGAAAGUAAAGAUUUUGCUGAAAAGAUGAGACUACAACAUGAAGGUGAUGAAACAGGUGGAGUCAUUAGACAAGUUACAAGACCUGAAUUGGUACGUGCAGAUUUGAUUCAAUCUAGUGGCUCGUCAAAUUCAAAUACUAGUCAGGAUGCAGAAGAAAAAGCAAAGAAUGCUAAUAUUGUUAAAGUAGAAACAGGUGCCACUGGAGAACAUAGUAGAAAAAAUAGUACAUUUGUUUCACCAGAUGAAGAAUUUCAUAAAUUACAUUAUAGUGAUAUUGAUCCAUCAAGAUUAAACGGUAAUGGAUUAGAUGAUGUACCUUUAAGACAACAGGAUGAACAUGGAGUUUGGUUAAUUGGUGAUGUUGGUGAUACAUAUAGAGAUGUUGAAGCAAUGAGAGACAAUGAAAGAUCACAACCUGGAAAUAGUCUUCGUGAUUAUCGUGCUUUGCAAAGAGUAACUCUAUUCUUCAAACCAUGGGAGUGUUAUAAAUUCCCUGUCAUUAGACAAAAAAUGCCAUUAAUCUUGAACAGUACUAUCCAAUACGAUAUUGGAUAUUUGGAGAAUGCUUACAUUGACUCCUCGGUUAAUGAUCAUGAUCCAAUCAUUUGGGUUGGUAAGGAUCCCAUGGGUGUCUCUGAUCAAUUGGUCAAAGAAUGUAGGGAUUCGGGUGUUGAUAUUAGAAACGAAGGUACCUCCUUUACAGAGAAGGGCAAGUGUACCUAUAUCGAUAAUCCACCAGAUUAUGAACCAAAUACCAAAUUAUAA